CCCGAAAAAGAUCCCUGUCUCAUCUAGUCUCGAUCUGAAUUGAUAUUCAGAAAAAAAGUGACGAUAAAGCUUCGUCUCACAACACGAGACAGCACCAAUUGUCACAGUUAAGAUGAUUAUAAGAGACUUUGGUGCUCGCCAUGCCCGAAAGGCAUUGGCAACAACACCCCUCCGACAAACCUGUCUUCGCACCCUCUCAACACAACCACCCUCAACCUCAACCUCAGCACCAACUGCCGUAGCAGACCUAACCGCGCCAACCCUCCAAACCCCGAACUCGCAACCUCAACCGCCGUCCAUCUUCACAACGAAUGCGCGCGCCCCAGUCCGCCGGAAGAAACCCGUAACCCCAGACACAACAGUCGAAGAUUUCAAACUAGCCAACAAACUCAAGCAAAAAAUCAGCCGUAUAGGUUCGCACGUGCACCGUGGCUACCGACCAGGGGACGUAUUCCGCAACCCGCCGGGGCCGGAAGAUGUAACACUCGAGUUACUUAUGGCGUCACAAGCGCAUAUGGGACAUAACGCCGCACUUUGGAACCCGGCGAACGCGCGGUAUAUCUAUGGAAUUAGGCAGGGCAUACACAUCAUCUCCCUCGAACAGACCGCAGCCCAUUUACGUCGGGCCGCGCGUGUAGUCGAAGAAAUCGCAUACCGUGGGGGCUUGAUAUUAUUUGUUGGUACUAGACCAGGUCACACGCAAAUCGUAACACAAGCAGCGCGGCUUGCGCACGCGUGUCAUUUAUUCACGAAAUGGACGCCCGGGUCUAUUACCAACAGCGACGUUAUUCUCGGUGGCUUACCCGUGCAGAUGUUAGAUGAGAACGACGAACCGGCAAUAGGCUUUGAAAAAUAUAUUACCGAACGACGGCCCCUGGUCCCGGAUUUAGUAGUUUGUUUGAAUCCGCUGGAGAAUUUUGUUUUGCUGCAUGAGUGUGCGUUGGCGAAUGUGCCGACGAUUGGCAUUAUUGAUACGGAUGUGGAACCUAGUUGGGUUACUUAUGCUAUUCCAGCGAAUGAUGAUAGUCUGCGAUGUCUAGCCGUCAUCGGCAGCGUUCUAGGUCGAGCCGGCGAGGCAGGCCAAGAAAGACGCCUCAAGGACGCCAGCAAGGGCAAAGUGAGCUGGAAGACGCCACUUGAAGUUGUUAGGUUCUUGGAGCUAGAGAAGAUUAGGAGGCGAUUGACGGAAAGAGGCGGCCCAACAGAAACUGAAGAUUUUAGUGACUCGGACAAAGGCGCUGAUGCUCACGAGGUUGGAGUUGGGAGCGGGAAGAUGAGAUCAGCUCCAGAAAUAGAUAUGGAUCAGGCUUCACAUUAGGAGUGCGUCGUCCUAUUACCUGGAAUUAUAAAAUCAAUAGAUGGUAGAUAGUUAUGGACGCCUCCGUGUAAAUUGAUGUAUCAAGUAAAUAUAUUUGUGUAUAAAUGAAG
Hypoxylon trugodes is the source of this 1428-nucleotide messenger RNA. RefSeq names its product ribosomal protein S2. NCBI's taxonomy places the organism in Eukaryota, Fungi, Ascomycota, Sordariomycetes, Xylariales, Hypoxylaceae. Bases 113 to 1318 code for a protein of 401 amino acids. Gene Ontology annotation, molecular function: structural constituent of ribosome. The record is from RefSeq and is a predicted model, not a curated record. The transcript is spliced from 3 exons. Gene Ontology annotation, cellular component: ribosome; mitochondrial small ribosomal subunit. Gene Ontology annotation, biological process: translation.